AUGGCUUCGUUGCGGAGCCCGUCUUCGCCAUCCGACGGGUACACAAGGUUCAGUGACGAAUUCGCAAACAGCAGCGUCAACAAUUACGGCUCAAAUGUUACAAAUUCCCGCACGGAUGGCGGCGGAGGCGACGCGAUGGGCACCCUAGACCUCGGCAGCCGCUCCUCACUGCACACCGGCCUGCAUAUGUCGGAGGAUGAACAUUGGGAGAUGAACUAUCAUGAAGCUGCUAUUUAUCUAGAGGAAGGCCUAAACAAUGAAAAAUUCGACUCUCACCCAUCAAGUCCCGAGGAACUACCGGCGUAUCUUCGAGUACACAACCCUUGGUACCACGGACUGGAUUUACUCGCCUCACUGGUCCUCAUCUUGCUGGCUUUCACUGAAGAUCCUGCUGUACCGGCUUUUGAAUUACCAGUAUGGGCUCACGGCACUAUUGAGCUAGCAGCUCUGGCGGUAAUCGGUGUGGAACUGCACCUUAAGCUUAAAUGGAUCGGCGUGGGCACCAUCCUUAAGCACAAACGGACCAUGUUAAAGGGAAUAACUCUCUUAAUAAUGGUGCUGGAGGCAGUGGUAGUGCUGUGCCGGCAGUCAUCCCAUUUCCGCGUCACGCGAGCGUUGCGGCCUAUCUUUCUCGUCGAUACACGCCACUGUGGCGGCGUCAGACGGUUCAUAAGACAAAUUCUACAGUCCUUACCCCCUAUUGUAGACAUGUUAGGUCUCCUAAUGUUCUUCGUAGUGACAUAUUCUCUACUUGGUUACUAUCUUUUCUCGGAGCACAUAGAUAACGGCCACUUUAAGACUAUUAGCGAUUCGUUUGUUAGCAUGUUCGUCUUACUCACCACUGCCAAUUUCCCAGACGUAAUGAUGCCGUCAUAUGCUAAGUCGAAAUGGUACGCGUUGUUCUUCAUUCUAUACAUCAUCACUGUUCUUUACGUUCUUAUGAAUUUGAUGCUGGCCGUGGUGUACGAGGCGUUCACGCGCAUCGAGCGCGAGAAGUGCCGCGCGCUGCUGCGGCACCGGCGCGCGGCGGCGCGACACGCCUUCCGCCUGCUGGUGUCGCGCCGCGCGCCGCACCACGUGCGCCUGCGCCACUUCCUCGGCCUCAUGCGCCACUACGCGCCGCACUACAGCGGAUUGGAUGUGUACCUCAUGUUCAAGCAGCUGAACCAAUCGGGCACGGGCGGCCUUUCCCGCCAGGAGUUCGCGAACCUGUACGAGGUGUUCGCGCUGCGCUGGGCGCCGCAGCAGGCGCGGGCGCCGUGGUACGCCGACUCCUUCUUGGAGCCGCUGGGUCGGGCGGCCUCUGUCGCCGUGCGGUGGCCGUACUUCGAGUACUUGAUUUAUGCUCUUAUCGUCGGUAACGGAGUAGCCAUGGUCCUGCGCGUGUGCCAAGCUGCUGGAGAUCUGCAGGACAGCGCGAGGCUGCUCUGUGCGUCGUGGGACACUUGGCUGUUUUUAACACUGUUCCUAGUAGAAGCCGGGCUUCGAAUGAUGGCGAGCGGGCUGCACGCGUACCUAGAGAGUGGCUGGAACGUGUUCGAUCUCAGUGUGACACUGCUGGCUUUGAUGGGUGCGGUGCUGCUCAGUAUGGCGCCCAAGCUGUUUAUUGUUGUUAUGUUCAGACCGCUCAGACUAAUGCGUCUUUACAAAUUGAAGAAGCGGUACCGCGAUGUGUUCGGCACUCUGGUUCUGUUGUCACCGCUCAUGUCCUCGGCGGGUUGUGUUAUGCUGGUUAUGUACUAUUUCUUCGCUAUCGUUGGUAUGGAAUUAUUUGCUGAAUACGAUUUGAAGAACUGCUGCGUCAAUACAACAGUGGAGGAUUUCUACAAAUUCUCGGAAAAUGCGUCGACGACACUCGGUUACUACUAUUUAAACAACUUCGAGAACAUUCUGACAAGUGGUGUGACACUGUUCGAGCUUACUGUGGUCAAUAAUUGGUUUAUUCUUAUGAACGCGUAUGCCACAGUCGCAGGGCAGUUUAGCAGAAUUUAUUUCAUGGUAUUCUAUCUAUUUACAAUGGUGGUAUUGACUAUAGUGGUUGCCAGCGUGCUAGAAGCCUUCAGGUUCAGGAUACAGUAUAAGAGAAGCACUACAAAGAGAGACGAGGAGAAAUUAUUACACGAAGAAGUUCAUACGAACUGGGACGAAGCGCAGAGAUUGGGCGUUGGUGGUGACAUGGCUGACGAACUUAGACAAUAUCUGCCACCAGGGGUGGAUGUUACAUUCAUUGGAUCGAGACCGCGUACGAAAGAAGUACUCCAGAGACGGAUGUAUCAGUCUGAAAUACAGAAAUGGCUGGCUGAAGAAGAUGAGAAUGAAGGUAUGCCACCUUCCACAACACUGACUUCAAGUGAGGAUAUGCUACCGCCGCCGCUGAUUCAGCAACCCGACACUGGUAACCACCAGUUGCGUCCAGGGUACCAGUUGUAGAAUUGGCUUAUAGCCGAGCUUGGCGAUCGCGUCGCCGUCCUCUGGGACGCUCUCAAGUCUUUAUGAGUGGUGAGGACGUUUCAAGUGCUUUAUUAAUCAGUACAAUUGUGGAUUUGUCUUUAUGGACAUGCAAAAAUAAUCAAAUUUAAGAACAAAGUGCUAUGUUCGUAGUUUGCGUAUACGGACGUCUUGCCAGUGACUACACACUUAAGUUGAUAGUACAAGGCAUUUUACCAAAUACCGAAACGACAUUAUGAGAUAUAAAGUAAGUCAUAGCUAUAACAAAACAAAUUAAAUAUCUAAGAUUACACUACCGCUUAACUGAGUUGGGUCCUAAGGUAACUGCGCGGUGCGGUAGGGGUGACAGUUUACGUACAAAAACCGACAAAC
This is a messenger RNA of Hyposmocoma kahamanoa, 2820 nucleotides long. Its product is annotated as two pore calcium channel protein 1-like. Lineage: Eukaryota; Metazoa; Arthropoda; Insecta; Lepidoptera; Cosmopterigidae. Gene Ontology annotation, cellular component: lysosomal membrane; endosome membrane. Gene Ontology annotation, biological process: transmembrane transport; monoatomic ion transport. Gene Ontology annotation, molecular function: monoatomic ion channel activity; voltage-gated channel activity. The transcript has 17 exons. The record is from RefSeq and is a predicted model, not a curated record. The coding region runs from base 1 to 2430 and encodes 809 amino acids.